AUGAGGGCAUUCCUUUGUUCAUUCUUGCUUGCUUGGGCAGCUGUUGUCCCUGCCCAGGUACAGCCGUCGGGUGUGAGUCAACCGAUCGUGGAGGACUGCGGUUUCAAUGGAACAGUGGUGUGCGUCAACAAAUAUGCUGCUGUGCUCCCGUACCACUUCAACAGAUCAAUUUCGAGCAAUCAAGCGGACUACGACUUCCGCAACACGAGCGCUCGGAAUGCCUCGACCCUAGGCCUUUUAGAGACCGCCAACUUUGUGGUCUUUGACCGCCAGCGGGGACUGCAGUACCUAGGCUCCAAUCCCAGCUACGAGUUCAUGUUUGCGGUAUCCUCUGCCGUCCACGAAGCCCCAGUGUACGCACCUAAGCAGAACCUGCUUUUCCUGUCACAGCUGGCCCCGCCUACGGGCGUACUUCCUCAAUUGGUCGUGGACCUGAACCAAGAUCCUCCCACGCUCAGCGAGUAUCUGCCCGACCCUCCUAUCUACGCCCCGAACGGAGGCACAUUCCGCGACGGCCUUAUCGUCUUCGGCGCCAGCGGAGGUAACAACAGCCUGGGAGGAAUUGAGCAAAGAGUCUCACUCCGUACCGUGGACCCAGCUACGAACCGCUCCACGGUUCUACUCAACAACUACUUUGGCUUCUACUUUAACACGAUCGAUGACUUGGCUGUGCAUCCGACCACAAAAGAUAUCUUCUUCACAGACCCCUACUACAGCUGGUUUAAUGCUCUCACGGACACUGCACCGCAGUUACCAGCCGCGAGUUACCGAUUCAGCCCAGAGACAGGGGCAGUGUUCCUCAUUGACGACAGCCUGGUGCAGCCUAAUGGUAUUGCCUUUUCUCCGGAUGGCAACACCCUGUAUAUCUCCGACACGGGCGCAGUAUACGGGACGAUCGAUCCUCGUUUAGGCAGUCAGGGCUCGUCCUUCAACACUACUGGUCCAAGAAUGAUCUAUGCUUUCGACGUGACCAACAAUGGCACGAGGGUUGCCAACAAACGUGCCUUUUAUCUCGCUCAAGACUGGGUUCCUGAUGGCUUGAAGGUCAGCAAGGAAGGUUUGGUGCUUACUGGUUCCGGACACGGCGUAGACAUCUUGGAUGAUGUCGGCCAACUUCUUAUCCGCAUCCAAACCAACUACACGGUCCAGAACUUUGCUUGGACAGGGCAGAAUCUGAGCACACUUUGGCUCAUGGGUCAAGGUGGAAUCAGUAGGGUGGAGUUCAACAUCACGGGACAGACACUCACUUGA
This is a messenger RNA of Exophiala dermatitidis NIH/UT8656, 1251 nucleotides long. RefSeq names its product gluconolactonase. The record is from RefSeq and is a predicted model, not a curated record. The transcript is spliced from 2 exons. Lineage: Eukaryota; Fungi; Ascomycota; Eurotiomycetes; Chaetothyriales; Herpotrichiellaceae. Bases 1 to 1251 code for a protein of 416 amino acids.